UUGUGCUGCAGCAGCAUUGAACUUGCCCGGAGACGCGCGCGACCACAUGCAGCACUCUCGCCGCUGCUCUUCCUUUCACCUUCACGGGGAUUCCGAAGACAAAACAAAAUGUCCAUCCAAGGCAAAACCAUCCGCUCUCUGCACGGUUCGCUUUCGGGGGAAGAGCUCGGCAUCACGGUGCACUUUUAGGUCGACGUCGCCCCUGAACGCAGCAGAGCGGCAGCAGCCCCGCGCGAGAAAAAGGCGUUAAAUCUCGGAAGUGAAUGAUCUGAUUGUUGCUGCUCAACUCUCCGGUGAAGGACUGCAGUUCAGCUGCGUCGUGGGACCGACCACACGUCGUUCUCUCCGUGGAUUGUACCCGCCUUUCUCCACCAAAAUGUCAUCUCAGGCGAAAGUCAAGAAGGACAAAGAGAUUAUUGCCGAGUAUGAGACCCAAGUGAAAGAGAUCCGUAACCAGCUGGUGGAGCAGUUCCGGUGUUUGGAGCAGCAGUCUGAGUCCCGGCUGCAGCUGCUUCAGGAUCUGCAGGAGUUCUUCCGGCGAAAAGCUGAACUCCAGCUUGAAUUCUCCAGGAGUUUGGACAAACUGGCCGAGCGCUACUCUGCCAAAAUCCGCACUUCAAGAGAGCACCAGCACUUCAAAAAAGACCAAAAUCUUCUCUCCACCAUCAACUGCUGGUAUUUGGUCUUGGACCAGACGAGGAGGGAGAGCCGGGACCAUGCCACUCUCAGUGACAUCUACAACAACAACGUCAUUGUGCGGCUGGCACAUGUGGGCGAGGAUGUCAUCAGACUCUUCAAAAAGAGCAAAGACAUCGGGGUGCAGAUGCACGAAGAGCUGGUGAAAGUCACCAAUGAGCUUUACACAGUGAUGAAGACCUACCACAUGUACCACACCGAGAGCCUCAGUGCGGAGAGCAAGCUGAAGGAGGCGGAGAAACAGGAGGAGAAGCACAUCGGCAAGGCCAACGACAUCAGCAGCGGUUUGCUGCGCUACGGCCAUGACGAACGCCCGCAGCGGCGGAGCUCUGUGAAGAAGAUGGAGAAAAUGAAGGAGAAGAGACAAGCUAAGUACUCUGAAAAUAAACUUAAAUGCACUAAGGCCCGGAAUGAUUAUCUUCUCAACAUGGCCGCCACCAAUGCUCUGGUGGCCAAGUACUACAUCCACGAUGUCUCGGAUAUGAUAGAUUGCUGCGACUUGGGGUACCACGCCAGCUUGGCUCGCACCAUGAGGACGUACUUGUCUGCCGAGUACAGUUUGGAAACUUCUCGACAUGAAGGCUUGGAUUUACUGGAAGGCGCAGUAGAUGCCAUGGAUAUUAGAGGAGACAAGCUGAAGUUCAUGGACAUGCACAGCCAGAUCUUCUGUCCUCCUGCUCGCUUUGACUAUCAGCCACACAUGGGAGAUGAGAUUUGUCAGGUGAGUGCGCAGCAGCCCGUCCAGACUGAACUCCUGAUGCGCUACCACCAGCUGCAGUCUCGUCUGGCUACACUGAAGAUCGAAAACGAAGAGGUGAAGAAGACUCUGGAUGCAACCAUGCAGACCCUCCAGGACAUGCUCACAGUGGAAGAUUUUGAUGUCUCGGACGCCUUCCAGCACAGCCAGUCCACCGAGUCGGUCAAGUCGGCGUCCUCUGACUCGUACAUGAGCAAGGCCAACAUCGCGAAGAGGCGAGCCAAUCAGCAAGAGACUGAGGGUUUUUACUUCACUAAAUACAAGGAGUACUUGAACGGCAGCAACCUCAUUGUCAAACUUCAGGCCAAGCAUGACCUUCUGAAGCAGACGCUAGGAGAAGGGGAAAGAGCAGAGUAUGGAACUACAAGGCCCCCUAGACUUCCCCCUAAACCCCAGCGAAUACGGAAGUCUAGGCCUCGCUCCAUUUUUAACCGUAAGCUGUUUAACGGCAAUAUGGAGGCCUUCAUCCAGGACUCGGGACAGCCGAUACCAGCCGUGGUGGAGAGCUGCAUUCGAUACAUCAAUUUGUAUGGGCUGCAGCAGCAGGGUAUAUUUCGAGUUCCUGGCUCCCAGGUCGAAGUCAAUGACAUUAAAAAUGCAUUUGAAAGAGGGGAGGAUCCGCUGGUGGAUGACCAGGCGGAGCAUGACAUAAACUCUGUUGCGGGUGUUUUAAAGCUCUACUUCAGGGGACUUGAGAACCCACUAUUCCCUAAAGAGCGCUUCCUGGACCUCAUUUCCACGACCAAGCUGGACAUGGGAGCGGAGAGAGCCUAUCAUCUGCAGCAGAUCAUCGUGACUCUGCAGCGACCGGUGAUCGUCGUCAUGAGAUACCUGUUUGCGUUUCUGAACCAUCUGUCCCAGUACAGUGACGAGAACAUGAUGGACCCCUACAACCUGGCUAUUUGCUUCGGCCCCACGUUGAUGCCGAUACCCGACGAGCAGGAUCCUGUCUCCUGCCAGGCGCAUGUGAAUGAGGUCAUCAAGACCAUCAUUGUUCACCACGAAACCAUUUUCCCCACACAACGGGAGCUGGAAGGACCGGUGUAUGAGAAGUGCAUGGCUGGAGGAGAGGACUACUGUGAAAGUCCUCAUAGUGACGCAGGAGCUCUGGAUGAGAUUGACAACGGUACCGGACCAAACACAAGCGACGAUGAGCUGGAGCAGAUCGAGGCCAUCGCCAAGUUCGACUACGUGGGCCGAAGCCCCAGAGAACUGUCCUUUAAGAAAGGAGCCUCUCUGUUGCUGUACCUGCGGGCGUCUGAAGACUGGUGGGAGGGUCGACACAAUGGUGUGGACGGGCUCAUACCUCACCAGUACAUCGUGGUCCAAGACAUGGAUGAUGCGUUCACUGACAGCCUUCCGAGGACUGACAGUGAUGCCAGCAGUGGUCCAAACUACAAUGACCACGGCUCCUCUCGAGCUGACCGCCAGUCGCCUGUGGAGCACACUCCUGAACAUCGCUAUGGAGGAGCUCUGGGGAGGGUGAGGAUGCGAUCAGACGGCGCUGCCCUGCCGAGCCACAGGAACGGUGAGAGCCACAGCCCCACCAGAGGCCAGGACGGUCCUCCGAAAGUCAUGCCCCGCCCCUGCAGCCCCCAUAAAAUGGCCGUCAGUCGAGGCCCGACAGAAAGUCCGGAGAAAAGGCGCAUGACGACAUUUGGCAGCUCCGGCUGCAUCAACCACCCGGACAGGAAAGCUUUCGCCGACACUCACUCUCAGCGGUCGUCGCCCAGCACCACCCGACACGCAAGCCUCGGCGACCACAAGACCCUUGAAGCCGAGGCACUCGCUGAGGACAUUGAGAAGACGAUGAACACCGCCCUCCAUGAGCUGCGUGAACUUGAGCGGCAGAAUGUAGCCAAGCAUGCCCCCGACGUAGUUCUGGAUACUCUAGAGCCUCUCAAACACCCGGCUAGCCAGGAGCUCCCGGGGAGCCCGCUUCACACGAUGGUCAUCAGAGAUCCAGAUGCGGCUCAACGGCGCAGCAGCAGUAGCUCCUCUUCAGAGACCAUGACCACUUUUAAACCCGCCGCCCGAAGGCCUAGCGCACCCCUGCGACCUCCGCCUGUGAGACCGGUGCGGCCGGCCCCUGUGCUCGGGCAGGGGCCACACCGCUCCAGCAGCUCUAGCUCCUCUGGCCUCGGCAGCCCUGGCAUCACACCCACUGAGAGAGUUUUCCCAAAAGCUCCGUCCCCGUCACCAUCCACAUCCUCCUCAUCUUCAGACAAACAAGGUAACAUGUAGCGCAGCAAACGAAAAUAUUCAAGGUUCCCUGACACUCAGACGUCCGCUGUGACCCUGACAACAUAUGUUUGAAAACAUGCUGAACUGAAACACCCAACAGGAAGAGGGGAUGCACUUAACUGUUAACAGAACAAUAAAACAUACCUAAAAAUGUGUUAGCAUUUAUGUGAAAUAAAAAAAGGGAAUAUUACACCACAUUGUAUGUAAAGAGAAAAAAAAUACUUUUAUCUAACUUAGGCAGUUUAGGCAUAGUUUCAAGGGAAUAAAUAAAUAACAGCUCUGGGUUGCAGCUCUACUAAAGCCCGCAAGAUGGCGACAUUGACUCAUGACUGGUCAAGUUUUGUUUCUGCUGGUGUAAAUUCAACGACUCUUCGUGCCACAUUCUUUUCCAAAAAGCGGGAAAUACUCCCGCCGGGCAUGAUGGGGCGGACUCGACCCAGGAAUAUUGAGCAUCAUAACUUUCAAUCACAUGUGAAGUGUCCUAAACCUCAAAAGUUCACCGCACUAUUGUGGUUUUUCUCUGCUGCUGCCCUUGUUUUCCAUGAUCUCAAAGCUUUGCGCACAAAUUUAAAGGCAUAGAUUACUAAAAAAAAGUGCCUCAAUUCCUGUUAAAAUACAUGACUAAAACGACUACCUAUAUUUGAUUCAAGAUGUUGUGCCUGAAGUAAACGACUCAUCUAAGCACACGUUGGUUGGACGUGAUAUUUAUAAGCACCUUGGUGAGGGUUAUAUUUAAAUAAUGUUUUUUUAAACAUCAGUUGAACCACGUAAAAAGCACAAAAAUCUAACUGUAAUAAAUGGUCUCCAAUGUGGCUUUAAAAGAAUUGGGGUUCAAAUCCCGCUCUUCUGUUACCUGGUCGACUUUACUUUCUCUUGUAUGGUUAUGUUUGGAGUGAUAUACUUAUUGAAUUCUCCCUUAUGCAUACUGUAGCAUGAAUCAGCACUUGGACAAACCUGAAAAUUGAGCUUCACCAUCGCGUUCACAUCACAGUGGCCUGUUUACAAAUGAAAUCUCAGCCACUUUCUCAAAAGACCCAGACUCAGAGCAGCUGUAGUUUGUUUGUAUCCCAUCACCGUAAAAGAUAUGGAACUAUAGUCAACGCUCCUUUACCACUUCUGUUGACUUCGGGAAUACCAACCAAAUUGUUGACCCGACUGCACUUCUGAACACGGCGAGGACUUGUGGUGGAUAUCUAGACAUUUGUGUUUUCAUUUUGAUGAUGUUGUAGAGGUAUGAUAUUAGCACGAGUCCUAUAGAAGCUUACGCGACGUCUUGACUGCACACAAUCCGAGGCUGUUUAGAUCAACUUGUUUACUGUUGGUGGUGUUCUUUGUUCGUCUCGAGGUUGAUGGUUGUAAAGUCUAAUAGGUACAUCCGAUUCUACAUACAUUAUAUACAUAUAUAAAUAUAUACAUAUUGUUCGAGGAUACUUGUAUAAAUAACAAUGUAUGAUAGGAACAAGAUAUAUUAUCAUCUCUAGUCUGUAGAUUUUUGUAACUCCUAUCCUUGCACAAACAUUAAUAAAAGAAUAAACU
This is a messenger RNA of Synchiropus splendidus (mandarinfish), 5233 nucleotides long. Its product is annotated as SLIT-ROBO Rho GTPase-activating protein 3-like. The record is from RefSeq and is a predicted model, not a curated record. Gene Ontology annotation, biological process: negative regulation of cell migration; signal transduction. Gene Ontology annotation, cellular component: cytoplasm. Lineage: Eukaryota; Metazoa; Chordata; Actinopteri; Syngnathiformes; Callionymidae. The coding region runs from base 377 to 3697 and encodes 1106 amino acids. The transcript is spliced from 22 exons. Gene Ontology annotation, molecular function: protein binding.